This is a messenger RNA of Xiphias gladius (swordfish), 1122 nucleotides long. RefSeq lists its product as uncharacterized. The transcript is spliced from 2 exons. The record is from RefSeq and is a predicted model, not a curated record. NCBI's taxonomy places the organism in Eukaryota, Metazoa, Chordata, Actinopteri, Istiophoriformes, Xiphiidae. The coding region runs from base 122 to 520 and encodes 132 amino acids.
UACAACAACAACACCAACAACAACACCAACGUCUAUAACACCAACAACAACAACAACAACAUCUAUAACAACAAGAAGUGCUAACACAACUGUUACUAUUCCUACAACCACAGGUACACAGAUGACAACUCCAUCAUCAUCAGCAGCCAUGCCACAGCCAAAUGCCCCAAUGCCACCAAUUCAGACCAGCUCUUUACCCAAAAGACCUUCUACCAUAACUGUUACCAGUGCCAUUACUCCCACUAAUCACAAUGACCAGGUUACCCCGGGAACAAGGGUAUCUAUGGUAGAAGUAGCAGGGGGUACUCUGACCAGGCAGCUGGUGGAUACAGCAUCUUUACUGGCUGUCCUGCUCUUCGGCCUGCUCUUCUUCUUGGUCACAGUGGCUGUGUUCGUCACCCAGGCCUACGAGAGCUACAGGAGGAAGGACUACACCCAGUUCCACUCAAUGGUUUUGCAUUGUGUUAAGAACAAAAACUUGAGACGAGUCCCAGAAGUCGGUGUCCGUGCUACAGACUGAAUUACUCACGCCUUUUCUCUUUUCUUCAGCAGUUUGUAUUAGUUUACUACUUCUGGAGGGUUCAUGGUUAAUGAAACUUUGCCAAAUAAUCACUGAAGCACAUUAUUGUAUGGUAAAGCCAAGGGAAACAUAAAGCCAUUACCAAUACGUGACUGAUUGAAGGAUGACAUGAACUGUAAGAUUUAUCGAUGGACCUGAAAACUCUCACAGCAGCAAAAGUCUUCAAAUUAGAAAGUAAUUUUUAUGUUAUUGUGUAUUUCUACAGUAUGUAUAAUGCAUUAGACAUUCGGUUUUGAUCUUUAUGUUUUUUUUUGUUUUUGUUUUUUUAAUUGAACCUGCCAAUUUCUACUCAUUUUCCAGUUUUCCAUAUCUUCAAAGUUGGUGCCAUUGGUGAUUUGUUGUUUCCUCCAGAAUCUUUUUUUUUUAAUGUAAACGGUAUUUGGAAAAUGUAUUUUGUUUGUUUUUUUUUGUUUUGUUUUUCUACAAGAACAUAGGCCAUCGGUGUAGAAGCAGAGAAUGCUUUGUUUUCAAUCAAUUUUUUUGUAUUAUGUAAAAAAAUGACCAUUUGUUUUUCUCAUGAAAAUUAGAUUUUUACAUGAUAA